Messenger RNA from Rhododendron vialii, 3093 nucleotides. RefSeq names its product G-type lectin S-receptor-like serine/threonine-protein kinase At4g27290. The record is from RefSeq and is a predicted model, not a curated record. The coding region runs from base 91 to 2445 and encodes 784 amino acids. Gene Ontology annotation, biological process: protein phosphorylation; recognition of pollen. The transcript is spliced from 6 exons. Gene Ontology annotation, molecular function: protein serine/threonine kinase activity; ATP binding. NCBI's taxonomy places the organism in Eukaryota, Viridiplantae, Streptophyta, Magnoliopsida, Ericales, Ericaceae.
CACACACGGAGGUCUUGAGUUUUGUUAUUGUCAUACUUAUAAAUAGGAAGUAACCAGAAACCACGUACGUAUACCCAACAACUAGAAAGCAUGAGGACAUCAUCUAAUGAAGGCUUCACCAUACUUCUUUUCUUAUCCUCUUUAUUUUCCGUCUCAUUAGUCUCUGAAGCUGCAGACACCGUAACGACUGUUCAAUUCAUCACAGAAAAUGAGACCAUUGUUUCAGCUGGUGGAGGCUUUGAACUGGGAUUUUUCAGUCCCGGUAGUUCCAAGAAUCGAUACUUGGGGAUAUGGUACAAAAAAAUAACUACUAGGACCGUGGUAUGGCUUGCUAACAGGGAAACUCCAAUCACCGAUGCAUCAGGUGUGUUAAAGGUCGUCGACCCUGGAAUUCUUGUCCUCUUCAACGGAUCUGGCAACAUCGUAUGGUCUUCCAAUACGUCAAGGUCUGUACACAACCCAGUUGCGCAACUUUUGGAGUCUGGAAAUUUUGUUUUGCGAAAUGCAAAUGAUGACAACCCAGAGAAUUUCCUUUGGCAGAGUUUUGAUUAUCCAGGUGACACGCUGUUACCAGGUAUGAAGGUGGGAAAGAACUUCUUAGUUGGGCUAGAUCGCCACUUGUCAUCGUGGAAGAGUGAUGAUGAUCCGGCUCAAGGUGAUUAUACAUUCGGGAUGAAUACUCAUGGAUAUCCCCAAUUGAUUACAGACAAUGUUACUACUGUGAUUUACCGGACUGGGCCAUGGAAUGGUCUUUCAUUUAGUGGGACGCAGAACUUAAAACACAACACCAUUUACGAAUUCAAUUUUGUAUUUAACAGAGAAGAAGUGUAUUAUGGUUACGAGCUUCUCGACCGCUCAGUUGUUUCAAGGGUAGUGUUGCGCCAGAAUGGUAUUCUGAACCGCUGGACAUGGGUUGAUCGGACACAAGGCUGGAUCCUUUACAAUACUUCACCAGCUGAUACCUGUGACAAUUAUGGAUCGUGUGGUGCUUAUGGUAGCUGUGACAUUGGCAACUCCCCUAUGUGCGGGUGUUUGGACAAAUUUGUGCCUAGGUACCCAAAGGAUUGGGAUAUGGGAGAUUGGUCAAAUGGGUGCAUGCGGAGGACACCUUUGGCUUGUCACAAGGGAGAGGGAUUCCUGAAGUAUUCCCGCGUCAAACUUCCAGACACGCAGAAAUCAUGGUUCAAUGAGACCAUGACCCUUGAGGAAUGUGGGAAAAUGUGCUCGGAGAACUGCUCUUGUAUGGCAUAUGCAAAUCUUGACAUACGGGGUAGAGGAACUGGCUGCUUGCUUUGGUUUGGGGAUCUAAUUGAUAUAAGAGAGUUCCGUACAGGUGGGCAAGAUAUCUAUGUGAGGAUGGCGACCUCUGAGUUAGUAUUAUUGGCAAUCAUCUCCGGGCAUAAUAACACAGAUGAAAGCCAGAAGGAAGAUUUGCAGUUGCCAUUGUUGGAGUUGACUACAAUUGAGAAAGCUACUGAUAACUUCUCAAUAAACAAUAAGCUGGGACAGGGCGGAUUUGGCCCUGUUUACAAGGGUAUGCUGGAAGACGGACAAGAAAUAGCUGUAAAGCGGCUGUCUAGAACUUCUAGACAAGGAAUUGAUGAGUUCAAGAAUGAAGUCAUCUGUAUUGCCAAACUUCAGCAUCGAAAUCUUGUAAAGCUUCUAGGGUGCUGCACUCAAGGAGAAGAAAGGAUGUUAAUCUACGAAUUCAUGCCUAACAAAAGCCUGGACUCCUUUAUUUUUGACGAAAGCAGGCAAACAUUUCUGGAUUGGCCAAAGCGUUAUAAAAUUAUCAAUGGGAUUGCUCGUGGGCUUCUCUAUCUUCAUCAAGAUUCCAGACUCAGAAUCAUUCAUAGAGAUCUCAAAGCAAGCAAUAUUUUGCUAGAUAUUGAAAUGAACCCAAAAAUAUCAGACUUUGGCAUGGCUAGAAUUUUUGGAGGAAAUGAGAUAGAAGGAAAUACAGCGAGAGUUGUUGGAACAUAUGGUUACAUGUCUCCAGAAUACGCGGUAGAUGGGUUUUUCUCUGUAAAGUCAGAUGUUUUCAGUUUUGGUGUUCUUAUGUUGGAGAUAGUGAGUGGGAAGAGAAACAGAGGUUUCUUCCAUCCAGAUCACUAUCUCAACCUCCUUGGACAUGCAUGGACACUACAUAAAGAAGAUAGGUCAAUUGAACUGAUAGAUCCGACUUCAAAGGAAUCAUGCUGUCCACCAGAGGUGUUGCGAUCCAUCCAUGUUGGUCUAUUAUGCGUGCAACAAUACCCUGAAGACAGGCCAAGUAUGUCGUCUGUGGUUCUGAUGUUAGGAAGUGAAGGUUCGUUGCCAUGGCCCAAACAGCCUGGAUUUUUCACCGAAAGGAAUCUUUUUGAAGCCGAUACUUCAUCUAGCAAGAAUGCACCAAGUUCAACUUCAACCAAUGAUCUGACCAUCACCGUACUGGAGCCUCGAUAAUGUAACUAUGUGAAACAUUUUUGGCAGUUUGCGUUUCUUCAAACGUAAACCAUUUUUGCAGUGUUGUGAUUCUUGUGAAGCAGGAUCAGUAUAGGGAAUGUUGAGGAAAGUGGAAUUUGUAUACCUGUACUUGUGAAGGAGAGGGAGACAGAAAUGUCAAGGGGUUGCGCGAUGCUUGAUGAGCUGUUGCCGUUUUGGUCACAAAGAGGUAGAAAGUAGUUAGAGAGAGGGAGAAAGAGUGCAUAUGAGCAUUUAGUGUCAUAUUAUGGAAAUUGUUUGGCAGUUUGGAAAGUAUAGGCUAUGGGGGAAGACUACACGGGUACACUUGAUCGAAGUCAGCUCUGUUCCACGUAUGGGAGUCCAGCCCAAGAAGGAUCUUUCAAUAACAUUACAGACAUUGCGCCCUAUGGGUUGUGGGCUUCCAAGGGAGAAUACCUCAAGCUUCUGUCAUUCAUGUAGAACUAUGAAUUGAUGUUCCUCACUGUUGCUUCCUUGUAUCCGGAUCAAAUAAAUCCUUGAACUGUCAACAAGAUCUUUGUGCCAAUGGGUGUGUCCAUUGUUGGACUAUAUAUAUCUCUACAACCUUGUGUUCAGAAGUCUAGAGAACCUUUACAGUUUCAGUCAAAAGUCAUUUAAUCAAUUUGUUAA